Oreochromis aureus is the source of this 1240-nucleotide messenger RNA. RefSeq names its product microfibril-associated glycoprotein 4-like. Bases 193 to 741 code for a protein of 182 amino acids. The record is from RefSeq and is a predicted model, not a curated record. The transcript has 5 exons. Gene Ontology annotation, biological process: elastic fiber assembly. NCBI's taxonomy places the organism in Eukaryota, Metazoa, Chordata, Actinopteri, Cichliformes, Cichlidae.
AAGGCUUCCUCUCUGUUCCAGCUGCCAGCGGUCUUCAUCGUCGUCCUCCUCGCUCCUGUGUUGACCAGCUGCACAAAGCUCAUCCAGCCGAGGGACUGCAGCGACAUCCGCCGCCAGAACAGAAGCCAAAGCAGCGGUGUGUACACCAUCUAUCCCCUUGGAGAAAGGUCUGCGGUCGAGGUGUACUGUGACAUGGACUCAGAAGGAGGAGGCUGGACGGUGUUCCAGAGGAGGAUGGAUGGCACGGUGAACUUCUACAGACCCUGGGAUGAGUACAAGAUGGGCUUUGGUGACGCUGCUGGAGAGUACUGGCUCGGUCUCAAUGUGAUCAACAUUAUGACAUCCAAGCAAAAAUGUGAGCUGCUGGUGGACAUGGAGGACUUUGAAGGGAAGAAAGUGUUCGCUCGUUACUCUUCAUUUAAGGUGGAUGCUGAAUGUGACGGAUACAAACUGACUGUUACUGGAUUCAAGGAUGGAGGGGCAGGAGAUGCCCUGCAGAGUUUUCACAGUGGACAGAAGUUCACUACAUUUGACAAAGACCAGGACAACGCAGACGAAAACUGUGCCAAAUCACAUCUGGGUGCGUUCUGGUACAACGCCUGUCACUAUGCAAACCCUAAUGGGGUUUAUCGUUGGGGGGUAGAUGGUACUCUCUAUGCUGUUGGUGUGGAGUGGAAACAAUGGAAAGGUUAUGACUACUCCCUGAAGACCAUCAGCAUGAAGAUCCGUCCUGUGAAGUAAAUCUGCAGAACAUUUCAUGUUGAUCUCUCUUUUCUCUCCUUUAUCAUGUAAUCCCAGAGAAUCUUUAACUCAAUGACGUAAAUAUUUGAGAACAGCAGUCAAGAGUGUGAGUGAGCAGCUGUCAAACAGCUGCAGGUGGAGUGAAAUGAUGGACGGAGACCAGUAUGAGCUGAUGUAGUUCACCUGUAUCAGAGCAGCUGCAAUGAACACGUUCCUCCUCUAGAGGUCUCUGCUGUGAGUCUCGGUCCCACUGAGUGCAUGUGUGUGCUUUCAGGGGGACUCGGACUCCACGUUGAGCCUCACGCUGUGACAUGAUGUUACUGCUAGUUUAGGUUUGGAUGUUGUCGGCUGUCUCAGAAGCUCUCGGUUGGUCCAGAUGUUCCUCAGUCUGCAGCUCAGCACACUCAGAUUUAACGUCUCACUGACUGUUUGGUGGCGGUCUGAUAGCUGGUGUGAAUCAUUAUCUGCUGUAUCCUGAUAAUAAAUGAGAAGCAAACAG